Molecule: messenger RNA, 2392 nt
Organism: Fonticula alba
Lineage: Eukaryota; Rotosphaerida; Fonticulaceae
Exons: 2
Coding region: 230-1888 (552 amino acids)
Biological process (GO): pyrimidine nucleotide-sugar transmembrane transport
Cellular component (GO): Golgi membrane
Molecular function (GO): UDP-galactose transmembrane transporter activity
Source: RefSeq, a predicted model, not a curated record
CCCCCUCCCACCGCCGGCCUGGAAAUGGCCAUUCUUCGGAGCCGAGCCCAGCAGGCGGUUCACUUCGGUCGUCCACUGCCCUCUCCAUCCAGCCCCCCCACUCCUCCCCCUGCUUUGCCUUCCUGCCUGCCUAGCUCCUCUUGCUCCUCCCUCGCCCUACCUUGCCCCUCCCCUGCCCCUCGCUCCGGCCCGUCAGCCUACGCACACGGCCGCGGCCCCCGCACCGUCCAUGACCCACUCGCAUCCCGGGUCGAGCGAGGUAUUGCACCCGGCGGUGGCCGGGGAGGCCGCCCCGGGGCUGCCCCCGGGGAAACCGCGCGUCGCGGCCCACUUCGAGGCCCGAGCGCCGCCCAUGCUCUUGACCGGCGGAGCCAGCCGGCGUCUCGGGAGUGGCGGGUCGCCACUUGCGUGGUUCCGAUCGCCGCAGUUCCUCAAGUGGCUGUCCCUGGUGCUGCUUGUCCUGCAGAAUAGCGUGCAUGCGCUGCUGAUUCGAUACUCGCGCUCGGCCGGGCCCUCCGGAGCCGGGACAGUGCUCUACCUGCCCAGCACGACCGUGGUCCUGGGGGAGCUGAUCAAGCUCCUGGUGUCGGUGGCGGUGGUGAUGCACGGGCUGCUCGAGCGCCCGGGCGCCGCCGGGCCCGGGGCCAGGGCGUCCGAGUUGCCGCUGGCCUCGCCAAUGGUCAAGGCGCGCGGCCUGGACACACGCAUGACUCGGGCCAUGCGUGCCAUGCGUCUUCUCGUCCGAUCGUCCUGGCCCAUGGCCGUUCCGGCCGGCUUGUAUGCCUUGCAGAAUAACCUGGUUUUCCUGGCCCUCCAAAAUCUGGAGGCUGCUACCUUCCAGGUCAUGUACCAGAGCAAGAUCAUCACAACGGCCCUCUUCUCGGUGGCCCUGCUCGGCAAGCGCUUGACCAUUUCCCAGUGGAUUUCUUUGCUUUUGCUCUUCCUCGGUGUGGUUCUCAUCCAAUUGCCGCAGCCCGCUUGCUCGGGCCCCGGGGACGAGCUGGCUGCGGCCGCCGCCCAGACCAGGGACAACACGCUGCUUGGCUUCGCGGUGGUUUGCGUGCUGAGUGCCACAUCUGGCUUUGCUGGGGUCUACUUUGAGCGGGUUCUCAAGGGCCGGACCCCGCCGGCCGCAGGGCCGGCCCUUGUGCCACCGCCAGACGCCGGCCCAUCGUCCCAAGGGGCGGGCCUUCUCCCAGGUCCGGGCUCGGCCCCGAUGAUGUAUCCCUUGGCCCAGGCUGGCGGCAGUCUGACGGCCAUGCCGCUGCAUGGCACUUCCGGAGCUGGGACGGCCGGUGUCGAUGAUCCCCGCGGUAGCCCCCGUGUUGGAGCUGUGCUGACCGAAUUACAGACAGCCCCCCGGUCCCGGGCCGGAAGCCCGGAGGCCGCAAACUACUUCGCCGCCCCCUCGGGCGCCGGAGUGACCGGCGGUGGUGGCGCCGGCGGCGGGUCCGCCUCGCAUCACCUCUAUCAUCCCCCCUCCAAGGCCCCGGCCCCGGCAUCGGUGGCCGGCAUCGCCUCCAGCCUGUUUGGCCGGAAUCUCCAGCUGUCGCUGUGGGGGCUGCUGUUCAGCCUCUUUGCCAUGCUCUACUAUGAUGGGGGGCGCCUGCAGCAGCAGGGCUUCUUCGGCGGGUACACCUGGCUGACGUGGACCCUGGUGGCCGUGGCCUCGCUCGGGGGCCUGCUGGUGGCGGCGGUGGUCCGAUACACGGACAACAUUGCCAAGGGCUUCGCCACCAGCAUCUCCAUCGUCUUUUCCAGCACCGUGGCCAGUGUCUGGUUUGACUUCGACAUCACGGCCAUCUUUGUCAUUGGCGCGUCCAUCGUGAUUGCCAGUGUCCUGCUGUACAGCGAGCCGGACAAGCUGGUGGCCCAAUCGCGGGCAUGAUCCACACGGGGCGGGACACGGGCCAAGACCGGCAGGCGUGCGCGUCGGGCGCAGCAAUAGAUAGAGAGUGUGUAUACGAGGGACCAGUGCGCCGGAGGUGGUGAAAAAACGACAGAGCGAGAAGAGAGGCACAUGUAUUUGGGGGCAUUGCACAAAAAAAGGCGGGAAGAACACUCCCUUCGGGAGAAGGGGACACGAAGACCGGGAGGAGCCAGGCUACCGAGACGGGUGCUCACGAACAAGGACAGGAGGAGGAGGGGGGGGGGAGGGGAGGGCGAGGGGCAAGGACGCCCCGCAGGCAGGAGGAGGGAGAAUGUGGAGGACUAAAAAUACAUGAAGGCGCUGAUUCAGAAGGAGAGGGAGAGAGAGAGAGAGAGAUGCAGAUCAGCGGCUUCGGAAAACCUGGCAGGAGGUUUGCUGGAGAAUGUGCAGGGGGGCGGGGGCGACGAAGUGGCUUUGCCCCCGUCUUCGGUGACCCCCACCACCAGGGGGGGGGGGGGACGG